Cloeon dipterum is the source of this 1139-nucleotide messenger RNA. Its product is annotated as cytochrome c oxidase assembly protein COX18, mitochondrial-like. Bases 138 to 1034 code for a protein of 298 amino acids. The record is from RefSeq and is a predicted model, not a curated record. Gene Ontology annotation, cellular component: cytoplasm; mitochondrial inner membrane. Gene Ontology annotation, biological process: protein insertion into mitochondrial inner membrane from matrix; mitochondrial respiratory chain complex IV assembly. NCBI's taxonomy places the organism in Eukaryota, Metazoa, Arthropoda, Insecta, Ephemeroptera, Baetidae. The transcript is spliced from 3 exons. Gene Ontology annotation, molecular function: magnesium ion binding; membrane insertase activity; 5'-nucleotidase activity.
GUAAGCACAUGUUUUGAUGUUGACAAAAGUAUUAAAACAGCGAAGAGCGAGUGGCUUCAAAUAGCGGCCUAUCUAAAAGCGACAUUUCUCUCUUGAUGCAGCUCUAAAAGCACAAAAACAGAAUUAAGAGACGCGCGAUGGCCGAGUUGCUCGAAGCCCUGAUCAAAAUGCCGCAGGUGCGGAUCAAGAACCCUGAUUACAUGCGCAGCGUGUUUGAAGAGUUCAUCGACGGCAACUCGCAGAAGCUGCAGGUCAUCUCUGACUUUGACCAAACGCUGACCAAAGACCACGAGGACGGCGAGCGCUGCCUGACCACUUUCGGCAUAUUCCACUCGACGCCGCAGCUUCCCGACGGCUACUGCGCGCAGUCAGAGGUCCUCUACCACAAGUACCACCCGAUGGAGGUGCACCCUGACCUCAGCGUGGAGGAGAAGACGCCGUACAUGGUCCAGUGGUACAAAGACUCGGAGCAGCUCCUCUUCGGUGCAGACGUGUCCAAGGAGAACCUGAAGAACCACAUUUACUCCUCAAAAACCAUCUUCAGGGAUGGCUCCAAAGACAUUUUCGACGCCUUGAAGAAGGCAGGGGUACCGGUCCUGGUGUUCUCUGCCGGAGUUGGAGACGUCGUCCGGCACGCUCUAGAGAAGCAUCAAAUGCUGCUCGAUAAUGUCAGAAUCAUCUCUAAUUUUCUCAACUGGGAUUCGGAAUCUGGAAAAUUGGCUGGAUUCCAGGGUGAUAUGAUUCACGUUUUCAACAAGAAUCAACGUGCAGUCGCAGCCCACGAGGAAUACUUUUCCCUCCUGGCGAAUCGACCAAAUGUGAUUCUGAUGGGCGACAAUGAAGGCGACGCCGCCAUGGGCCACGGAGUUCAGAACCCAAAGGCCAUGAUCAAGAUUGGAUUCCUGUACCACCACGCUAAUGAGCGGCUGGAAAAAUUCAUGGAUAUGUUUGACAUCGUGUUGAUUGACGACCAGACAAUGGAUGUGCCCAAAUAUAUUUUAAACUAUGUCAUCGGAAAGGAAAAUUUUAAUUGAAAUUGGAUUUAUAAAAUCUAUGUGUUGUGAACCUUGUCUUGUCAUUUUUUUGGUGUAAGAUAAGAAGUCACUGAAUAAAUAAAAAUUAUAUACUACAAGUAAUAA